CGUGCUCAAAUAUUUAGGGGCCAAGGGUCUUUUAUGUCUCUACUUUCAAAUGGUUCUAGUUAAAGCAAAUAUGUUAAAAUGCUAAUAAUUGAUGGAUAUAGCUGUAGGUAUCCUGGUGAUCAUUGUACUAUUCCUGAAAGGUUACUGUAUGUUUGAAUAUUUUCAUAGUAAAUUUGGGGGUGGUGUGUUAUUUAACAAUAAUACAUGUGCAUUCAUGAUUUUAUAGGAUAUUUACAAAGAUAUUCUUGGGUCUAAGUACUUCAUGAACAUCAGAUAGUUUUGAGAGAAUAUUGCAGUUGAAACAUUAAAUCUAUGACUAAAUCUAAGCAGACCUGAGCCUCCCUCCCCUAAGUAACAAUACCCACCCAUCUCUGCAUCUCUGUGAUGUGCUGGCUUGUAGAGCACCCUCAAGUAAGAGGCCCCUUGAACGCUCAGUUGGUUAUUUUUGUUUUCAAAGACCAUACUGCAUUCUUUGCUUUAUGAUUAUGGCUGAAAUAAAUUUCAGAAGUCACCUAUUUUUUUUAAAUCAGUGUUAAAUUAAGAACUCUGAAGGGUUUAAAUUUUUCAUUUUAAGGAAAAGUUGAAAUACAAGGGUAACAUAUGCUGUUAUUUAACAAUGAAAAUGUUUGCACCAUUAUAAAAUUGAUUCAAUUUUUAAUUCCUGUCCACUUUUAAAGAAUACUCAGGACUGCAGCUGAUUUACAACUUUUGCCAAUUAAUGUGUUACAUUAUUAGCUAUGGAGAAAAGAGAGGGAAAGGCAGAGUGGUGGGAGGGUGAUGGGUGACCUCAAAGAGAAUGUAAUAUCUGAGCAAAGACCAGUGGCUACAAGGGCAGUCGCCACCCAUUUCAAUAAAUGUUAUUAACAGUAUGAACCAGAGAAAUGGAAUUAAGUAUUUUAAGAUGCUAUAACAAACUCUAAUACUGAUAACUUAAAGUAAUAACUUUGUAAAAUUACAUUGCCCAACUCUGUGAUACUAACACUGUUAUUUGGGCACAGGUUUAAAUUUUUUUGUUUGCUCAUCAACUUGUCAAAUGUUUAUGGAAUUUGUACUAGUCAUAGGACAUUUUGCUGGUUCUUAAACUCUAAAAAAACAUAGAUUUUUAAAAAUAUAUAAAUAGAAUGUUAAAAUAGCAGUAAAAGUGACCAUGCGUGUUAAGUAUAUUGUCUCUGUAAUUAUUCGGUUUAAUCUUGAUUGGAUUUUAUCUAUAACGAGGAUAAUGAUUUCUAUUUCAAAUUCUCUUCUCUGCCAUGUUGUUUUCUCUGAAUUUAUGAGCCACUUUUACUACUAAGUCCGUUGGCACUGAUGCUGCUGCUUUCACAGUGAUACCAUAUUUCUAUUUAAAAUGAUCGUGCCAUUUUCAAUCAGGCAGCCCAUCCAAACAUGCGGACCUAUUAUUUCUGCACUGACACAGGAAAGGAAAUGGAGUUGUGGAUGAAAGCCAUGUUAGAUGCUGCCCUGGUACAGACAGAACCUGUGAAAAGAGUGGAUAAGAUUACAUCUGAGAAUGCACCAACUAAAGAAAUCAAUAACUUUCCCAACCAUAGAGUGCUAAUUAAACCAGAGGUCCAAAAUAACCAGAAAAACAAGGAAAUGAGCAAAAAUGAAGAAAAAAAGGCAUUAGAAGCUGAAAGAUAUGGAUUUCAGAAGGAUGGCCAAGAUAGACCUUUAACAAAAAUUAAUAGUGUAAAAUUGAAUUCUCUGUCGUCUGAAUAUGAGAGCGGGUCAACGUGCCCGGGUCAGACUGGACACUACAGGCCAGUCAAUGUGAAUAGUUCAGAGAACAAAACGGUCAAUGUUAGCCUGGCAGACCUUAGAGGUGGAAGUCACCCCAGUACAGGGCCCUUACACACAGAGGCUGAUCGAGUCAUACAGAGAACGAAUUCAAUGCAACAGCUGGAACAGUGGAUUAAAAUCCAGAAGGGGAGAGGUCAUGAAGAAGAAACCAGGGGAGUAAUCUCUUACCAAACAUUACCAAGAAAUAUGCCAAGCCACAGAGCCCAUAUCGUGGCCCGCUACCCUGAAGGCUAUAGAACACUCCCAAGAAACAGCAAGACCCGGCCGGAAAGUAUCUGCAGCAUAACUCCUUCCGUUCACGACAAGACAGCUGGGCCUGCGGCCGAAGAGAAGCGGAGAUCCAUGAGAGACGACACCAUGUGGCAGCUUUAUGAGUGGCAGCAGCGUCAGUUUUAUAACAAGCAGGGCACCCUCCCUCGCCAUGGCACCCUGACCAGUCCUAAAACCAUGGUUAAUAUUUCUGACCAGACAAUGCACUCCAUCCCCACAUCACCUUCCCACGGCUCCAUAGCUGCUUAUCAGGGCUACUCCCCUCAGCGAACCUACAGAUCAGAAGUGUCUUCACCAAUUCAGAGGGGAGAUGUGACGAUAGACCGCAGGCACCGGGCCCAUCACCCCAAGCACGUGUAUGUGCCCGACAGGAGGUCAAUGCCUGCUGGCCUAACCUUACAGUCCGUUAGCCCCCAGAGCCUCCAAGGCAAAACGCCAGAGGAGCUUACGCUGCUGCUUAUAAAGCUGAGACGGCAGCAAGCGGAACUGAGUAGUAUCCGGGAGCACACGUUAGCACAGCUCAUGCAGCUAAAGCUCGAGGCGCACAGCCCAAAGAAUGAAAUCCUUUCACAUCACCUUCAAAGGAACACCAUAUAUUUGGAUCAUCAGAUGAAAGAAAAUGAACCUAUUAUCACCAUGGUUCACACAAUGAUUGAGAACUCGGCGCUAAGACCCCAACUGUACCAGCAAUUCUUAAGACAGAGGAACAAGAUAAGUCUAUAUUGUCUGUCACAGGAUGAAUGUAGAGGCACAUUAUACAAAUACAGACCUGAAGAAGUAGAUAUUGAUGUCAAGUUAAGCCGAUUAUGCGAGCAAGAUAAAGUGGUACAUGCUCUGGAAGAGAAACUUCAGCAACUCCACAAGGAGAAAUACACGCUUGAGCAAGCUUUGCUGUCAGCCAGCCAAGAGAUAGAAAUGAAUGCAGAUAACCCAGCAGCCAUUCAGACCGUGGUGUUACAGAGGGACGAUUUACAAAAUGGACUGCUUAGCACAUGUCGAGAACUCUCUCGAGCCACUGCCGAACUGGAACGAGCAUGGAGAGAAUAUGAUAAGUUAGAAUACGAUGUAACUCUCACCAGGAACCAGAUGCAAGAGCAGCUAGAUCGCCUUGGUGAAAUUCAGACUGAAUCAGCAGGAAUUCAGCGUGCACAACUUCAGAAAGAACUCUGGAGAAUUCAGGAUGUCAUGGAAGGACUGAGUAAACACAAACAGCAGAGAGGCACUGCAGAAACAGGUAUGAUAGGAUCAAAGCCUUUCUCAACAGUUAAGUACAAAAAUGAGGAAGAGGAAGUAGUCCCACCUCGUCCUCCACUUCCUCGGUCCUAUGACUUUACAGACCAGCCUCCCAUAAUCCCCCCUCUGCCCAGUGAUAGCAGCUCCUUGCUCUGUUAUAGCAGGGGCCCAGUCCAUCUGCCCGAAGAAAAGAAGAUUCACCAAGUUCAAGGAUAUCCAAGAAAUGGAUCUCACUGUGGUCCAGAUUAUAGACUCUACAAGAGUGAACCAGAGUUAACAACAGUGGCAGAAGUUGAUGAGUCUAAUGGAGAAGAAAAAUCAGAAUCUGUUUCAGAAAUGGAAACUUCUGUUAAAGGUUCCCACUUUCCUGUUGGAGUAGUCCCUCCAAGAACAAAAUCACCAACACCCGAAUCUUCGACAAUAGCCUCAUAUGUAACUUUAAGGAAAACUAAGAAGAUGAUGGAUUCAAGAACGGAAAGACCAAGAAGUGCAGUGGAACAGCUCUGUUUGGCUGAAAGCACUCGACCUAGGAUGACUGUGGAAGAGCAAAUGGAAAGAAUCAGGAGGCAUCAACAAGCAUGCUUAAGGGAAAAGAAAAAAGGAUUAAACAUUAUUGGUGCUUUAGACCAGUCACCCUUACCAAGUCCUUCAAAUUUAAGGGAUAAUCCAUUCCGGGUUACCCAGACUCGAAGGAGGGAUGAUAACCUUAAGGAACUGGAUGCCGUCAUUAGAGAAAAUGACGUGAAGCCAAACCAUGAAACUCCUGCCGCAGAAACUGUUCGACUAAAAGAAGCUGAACCUCAAAAUACAGAUUUCAGCGAAGAGUUUAAAAAAACUGAAAAGGCUUUUUCCGAAACACUUUUCACACCUGAGCCAAAUGGAGUAAAUUCUGAGGAAGUGGUGGAUAAAGAAGAAAACAAAGAAAAGAUGCCCAAAGAUGUUCCAUACAGCCCUCAAGAUGAGUCACAGAUCUCAAAUCAUAAACCAGAAGGCCACCCUGAAGAAAAUACAAAGGACAAUAUUCAUGAGCAGGAAGAAGCUGUUAUUUCUUAUGAACUAACUCCUGAGGCUUCUAGAGGAAGUCAGACAAUGGCAGUGCAAAGCCUGUCCCCGUCUCCCGAGUCCUCAGCAUCACCCGUUCCGUCCACUCAGCCGCAGCUCACAGAAGGCUCACACUUCAUGUGUGUGUAGUCUCAGAACAACUAUACUGACUUCUGUUGAAACCAUUCAAAGCUGAGGACAUGGACCUUUGGCAAUGUGAGAAGAUAUUGUACAGUAUAUUUUAAAUCUAUGAAAUUCAUAGUUCUGAUGCUUUUGGCCACAGAGCAUCGUUUUAUCACUUCUGGAAAAUGUUUAUUCCAAAACAGCUUUAAUGGCCCAUAUGUACACUCAAGGUUAUGUAAUGUAAUCUCAAGGUUAUUAUUCUGACACCAGCUUGCUGCUAUGAUUUCAGAGCACAUAAGUAAAGGUGCUUUUUAGUGUGUGGUCUACAGCCAGAGCUUACUUAGUUGCUGAUUUCCAGAUUUUGAUGUUUCUAAAGUCUAGGUGGAUUUAUAUUUCUUUUCACUUUUCAGUACAUAAAUUUAGUUAUUAUUUCCAGUGAAGCUUGUUUUCCCUUUUUUUUUUUUCUUCUUCCUCCCAUUUUGGCUACUGCAAUGCUUUGUUUCACCCUUGAUUUGUAAAAAUUUUAUAUAUAUAUUUAAAAUGUGCCAUUUUAUUACUGCUAAGUGAAGUAUGUCCAUUUCCUGCUAUAAUUAUUUCUCAGUCAGAUUGCAUUGUCAGCAGUUAUGCCACACUCUUGUCAGCUUAGAUACAAAUGUUAUCGCUUACUUUUUUCUUAAAAAGCAAUUUAAAAUGUAGGUAUUUUGAAGUACUGGGCUUAUACUUCAUUGGACUAGAUGUGUACAGCAAUAAGCAGGUUUUCAAAUCCAGUACUUAGUUUGUGUACAAAUGUAAUUAUGUUCAUUGUGUAUAUAUUAUACAAUGAGCACAUGUAAUGUAAGUAUUAAAGGCUACUUACUGUUGUUUAAAUGCAAAUGUUCAUAUCUCAUUUCUUUUUUAUCAUGUUAAAUAAAUGUUGAUGUUCUUAAA
Delphinapterus leucas (beluga whale) is the source of this 5391-nucleotide messenger RNA. The record is from RefSeq and is a predicted model, not a curated record. Lineage: Eukaryota; Metazoa; Chordata; Mammalia; Artiodactyla; Monodontidae.